Messenger RNA from Botrytis porri, 1845 nucleotides. RefSeq lists its product as uncharacterized. The transcript is spliced from 2 exons. The record is from RefSeq and is a predicted model, not a curated record. NCBI's taxonomy places the organism in Eukaryota, Fungi, Ascomycota, Leotiomycetes, Helotiales, Sclerotiniaceae. Bases 1 to 1845 code for a protein of 614 amino acids.
AUGACCACACAACAAGUUUCAAAGUCAACAGCUCCAGACGAAAAAAUCAAUAAUACUAUGGAAAAUCCUCAUACUUUAUCGACAUUCUCGAUCAAUCAAAUCAUGGAUUUCAAAUUAAGGGACGCAUUGUCCCGUUCUUCAGUCGAAAUGAAAGAACUUAAGGGCACUCUCAUCAGCAUUCCUCAAGAAGUUCGGGACAUGAUUUACUCAUCUCCUAGUCAAUCCAAUCCUAGGACAAGCCGCUUCAGUCUCGUCAGAAACCACUUAUGGCAGUACUCAGAAGUACGAUCUAGAUCCUUCAAUCCUUUAUACUGCAGCAACAGUCCCGGUGAUUGGGAUUUCACAGAUGGUGUCUUCGAUGAUGGUUGUUUGGAAGAUGAAGAAGACGCACAAAAUGGAAUACUGGAGCCCUAUAUCAUCAACUUUUGCCCACUGACCCGAUACACAAAUUGCGAGCGCAAAACACAUCAAGACAAGCCCUUGCUUUGCAAUACGCCCAACAUUGAGAAAGUAAAGACUUGGAACAUCCUCCUGAAUUCUUUCGAAAGGUAUAUUUGCUGGCACAGACAACUCAGCUCAAAUGCUUUCGCUGAGUUCUGUGUUUCUGUGCAUGCAUGUCCAAAUAUUUGCCUAAAUAUUUCAAUCAUACCCCUUGAUUUCCAUGAAAGGCAAACCCAAACAGAAUCAGACAAUUUCGGACUAGAAGAAGGCUUGAUCAACAAUCUCCUACCACUAAAGAUGAUGCGAAACAUAAAGACACUUGCAAUCAAAUGUGCUAAAUUGUCGGUGAUUCCGGAUUACUGCUUCGAACGAGAUCACGGAAGCAAGCUAUGGCCUGCGUACUUGGGAGAACCUGACUUACCUUCGCCGGAGCUCAUCAGCGAGUACGUUAAGCUUACUAGUGGAACCACCCCAAUUAUUGAAUGUGUAGGUCUUCUCGGGGAAAGAUUGAAGGAGUAUUUCUGGUUGUUUCAUCGUGCCGAAUUUGUCGUGAUCAACAGAGAAUUUCCUGGCCUUCGACGCGGCAUACGAGUCCAUGACGUUUCGAUUCGCCCGCCUGAGGACGCCGGUGGUGGACUGGUCGUCCAAGAAGACGAACAAAUCUUCCUCGAUUGCGGAGAGCUAAUUGAAGCUAUCGAAGCUAUCGAAGAUCCUUCUCUCGAGCGCACUGAAAGCGCCGAGGAUGUUCUCCUUUUCAAACAGUACCGAGGAGAGUUACUUAAAGUCCUAGAGCCCGAAUACCAGAAUAUUCGUGCUUGUUCCAUUAAGUUUCGAGAGUUUCUUCGAAGCGAAAGCGGUCCAACUGGGGUUUUUGUGAUUGGUCCUUCCAGAGCUGUUGAUCUACUAGACUACUGGUCCAGAGUAACAGGAGCUAUGGAAGUACUAGAGGAAUACGAAUACUCAUUUUUAAGAGGAAAGGCAGAAAAACUGAAGCUUUCUGUAGCAAAAAAAAACAAUUGGUUUGUGUUGGCGUAUGAAUCGCUUGAGUCAAGUAUUGUGAUUGAGCAAAUAGCCAGCGCAUACGAAAGAAGGAUGUGGAAGAAACUUUUGUUUUAUUACAAAAUAGCCAUUAGACGCAUGGAAAAGCACUAUUUAAAACUAAGAUGGUGCCGAAAAGACAUGUUCAAAUGGGAUGUUUUAGACAAGAGCUCUGAUCUGGACACUCAUUCUGACGCGGUGGAAGCAAUUGCUUGGCCAAAGCUGGACUCAAAUGCACAACACGACAGGGAGCAUAUAAUCGAUAUUUCGGGUGAGACGAGUGAUGAAGAACUGAAAGAUUUUCUAUACCAUGGCAAUAGUUAUCAUGAUGACGAUGAUGAUGACGACAAUGGUAGGGCUAGGUAG